AUGUCAGACGACGUCAAGACCUCGCUCCUCUCCGACCCCCCACCGGAUUACUCCAAAGGCUCAACCGAACACGGUCUCCCAGCCGGUGCCGCCGCCCGGCCACCACCACCAGCCGGCGGUCCCGGCCCCCGCGCGCCGCUGCCACUCAACCUCCCAAUCAUCACUUACCUCAAAUCCAAGCGCGUGGUCCUUGCCUCCGCUUCUCCGCGACGCCGCCAGCUCCUCGCGCAGGUCGGCCUCACGAACCUCGAAAUCACACCCUCCACGAAGCCCGAGGACCUCGACAAGUCCGCCUACGGCCCCUAUGAGUAUGUCGCCGCCACCGCGCGGCAAAAGGCGCUCGACGUGUACGAGACGGCCCUGCAGACGCACCUGGCAUCGAUCCCCGACCCGGACGUCGUGAUCGCCGCCGACACGAUCAUAGUCACCCGCGACGGCCGCGUCCUGGAGAAGCCCCGCAGCGAGGCUGAACACAUCAAGAUGCUGCGCCAUCUGCGUGAUACGAGAUUGCACCGCGUGCUGACGGCCGUGUGCGUGAUUGCCCCGAGGGAGGACGCGCGGUCGCCCGGCUACGAGAUUGCGACACAUACCGAGGAGACGAAGGUGUACUUUGCACAGGAAGAUAACGGUCUGCCGGAUGAUGUCAUUGAUGCGUACGUCAAGACGAGAGAGGGAGCUGACAAGGCUGGUGGUUACGGUAUUCAGGGCAUAGGAGGAUUGGUGCUUGUGGAGAAGAUUGAGGGUAACUUCGAUAAUGUGGUUGGCCUGCCUGUAAGACAGACAUUGGCACUGGCAGAGAAGGCUGUUUUCAAGCAGGAUGAGGAGGAGGUGGCUGAAGAGGAUGACGAAUGA
Colletotrichum siamense is the source of this 852-nucleotide messenger RNA. RefSeq names its product Maf-like protein. NCBI's taxonomy places the organism in Eukaryota, Fungi, Ascomycota, Sordariomycetes, Glomerellales, Glomerellaceae. The transcript has a single exon. The record is from RefSeq and is a predicted model, not a curated record. Gene Ontology annotation, molecular function: nucleoside triphosphate diphosphatase activity. The coding region runs from base 1 to 852 and encodes 283 amino acids.